UGUGAAGCAAGCGCUUACGACGUUCCACUACUUGACGCAACAAAUUGUCACAAAGUGGGGACUAUCAAAUUUACUGUGUUUGGACCAAGUUCCAGGGGCAAGACAUGUCCAGCAAUGAGAAAAAUGCAUUUGCGGCCGAGAACUGCACGUCGAUGAGCCUGCAGGCCUGUCUGGAGGAGUGCAUGGAGGCAAUGGACCUCUUCCUCAACAAUGAAUUCACAGAAAGCCUGGACAAGCUGAGGCCACGUGUGGAUGACAGCAUGUACCAUGCACUGAUCUACGCCACCGUGCUGGAGAUGCAGGCUAUGAUGACCUUCCAGCAUGAUGACAUUGUUCAUGCGGGGAACACCAUGAAGAGGGCUCAGGAGGUCUGCCAGAGGUUCCGCAGGAAGUCCUCCAACUUGGCCAGCAAAUCAUCUGCAGAUGUGUUUGCUGAGGAGCAGCUUCACGCUGAAGCAUGUUACGCUGAAUGCCUGCUCCACAGGGCUGCUCUCACUGUCUUACAGGAUGAGAACAUGGUCAAUUUCAUCAAAGGAGGAAUCAAAGUGCGCAACAGCUACCUGAUCUACAAGGAGCUCCAUGCUUUCAUUCAGUCCCACAGCUCACAUAAAGGACUGAACCACUCUCACUUGGAAGGAGGAGUGUCCUUUGGGAUUGGAGCUUUCAACUUGACUCUCUCUCUGUUUCCCCCUCGGAUUCUCAAGCUUCUAGAGUUUGCCGGUUUCUCUGGAGAUAAGGAGUACGGUCUGUCCCAGCUGCAUGAUGGUGCCACAUCACUAAAUAUGCGCUCCAUGCUGUGCGCCCUGCUGCUGCUGUGCUACUACACCUUCCUGUCCUUCAUCCUGGGGAUGGGCGAGGGGGAUGUGGCUGACGCCGAGAAGCUGUUGGAGCCAUUCCGGGUCCGAUAUCCACACGGUGCUAUAUUCCUGUUUUUUGCAGGGAGAGCAGAGGAAAUCAAAGGGAACAUUGAUGAGGCAGUGGAACUGUUUGAAGAAGGCUGCCGGGCUCAGCAGGCGUGGAAGCAAUUCCACCACAUGUGCUACUGGGAGCUGAUGUGGUGCUUCACAUACAAGCGUGUCUGGAAGAUGGCCUACUUCUACGCAGACCUGCUCAGCCAGGAGAGCCGCUGGUCCAAGGCUAUGUAUAUGUACAUGAAAGCUGCAUACCUGAGCAUGCUGCCCCAAGGUGAAGCCAGGCCGUUCGGGGACAACGAGGUAGAGCUCUUCAGACAGGUGCCUUCCUUUAAGCAGAAAAUUGCUGGGAAAUCUCCACCAACAGAGAAGUUUGCGAUCCGUAAAGCCAGGCGUUAUAAAGCCAGCUGUCCUGUUCAACUGCCAGUGCCUGUUCUGGAAAUGAUGUACAUGUGGAAUGGCUUUACCAUGAUUCGCAAGCGGCCAGACCUGACCAAGGGUAUGAUGGAGACACUGGUAGAGGCAGAGCACACCCUGCAUGACAGUCCUGUGAAUGAGUACACAGUGGAUGACCGCUGUGUAAUUCAGCUGUUGAAGGGACUGUGCCUGAAAAACCAGGGCCAGACUGAGGGGGCGGAACAAUGCUUCAACAAGGUGUACAGCAGUGAGAAGCACAUUAAGUUCGACCACUACCUGGUUCCCAACGCCCUGCUGGAGCUCAGCCUCCUGUACAUUGACCUGGGGCGCAAAGAGGAGGCUGUCAAGCUUCUACAGAAAGCCAAAAAUGGCUACAAGGAAUACUCAAUGGAGUCCCGCACCCAGUUCAGGAUCCAUGCUGCCCUGUCCAAACUGCAGGCUGACACAAGUGAUCCGAACGAAAACACGGAUUUGUGAUCCAGGCAUCCCCCCCCAU
This is a messenger RNA of Megalops cyprinoides (Indo-Pacific tarpon), 1824 nucleotides long. Its product is annotated as tetratricopeptide repeat protein 39A. Gene Ontology annotation, molecular function: protein binding. The record is from RefSeq and is a predicted model, not a curated record. Bases 105 to 1805 code for a protein of 566 amino acids. NCBI's taxonomy places the organism in Eukaryota, Metazoa, Chordata, Actinopteri, Elopiformes, Megalopidae. The transcript is spliced from 19 exons.